Messenger RNA from Anopheles bellator, 408 nucleotides. RefSeq names its product peritrophin-1-like. Gene Ontology annotation, molecular function: chitin binding. The record is from RefSeq and is a predicted model, not a curated record. Lineage: Eukaryota; Metazoa; Arthropoda; Insecta; Diptera; Culicidae. Gene Ontology annotation, cellular component: extracellular region. Bases 1 to 408 code for a protein of 135 amino acids. The transcript has 2 exons.
AUGGAGAGUCUUCGAAUCUGCAUCGUUCUCGCUGUGAUCGUGUCCGCUGUGGCAGCGGAACAUCUGCAAGGAGAGCCCCGCUACGAACCGUACUACGGCCAGCAGCAGCAGCAGCAGUACCAGCCGCAGUACCAGCCGCAGUACCAGCCGCAGUAUCAGCCGCAACCCCCGAAGGAGCAGCUGACGGCCGACGGUUACAAAAUUGUGCCGGGAGUAGUCGAUGCCCGGUGCCCGCGUGCCGACGAUCCGAGCAAGCCCGUUCACCUGCCGGUGCGCGGAAACUGUGCCAAGUUCAUGAAGUGCUUCGGUGGCCGUGCCUACGAGAUGGACUGUCCGGGCGGUCUCGAGUUCGGUGCCCAGGUGAACCGCUGCGACUACCCAGCGCUGGCCCAGUGCUCCAACUUUUGA